AUCACAAUGGAGAUUCGACAAACAGUUGCCUACACUCGACAGGGUGUGAAUGGCGCCACAAUUACAAUUAUGCUACUGCUAUUGAUAGUAAAAGAUGUCGAUUCCGUACACAUAACACACCUUUCGGUGCCCCGUGUGUACGUGUUAGAUAAUUACCAUCACCAGCGGCACGAUCAGCACCAGUAUUACGCCCGCAGUCAGCUAAAAGCUCGCGAUGACCCGGACAUACCGUUUGAUCCCGCGGAACCGAACCCACUGUCCGGGGAGCUAAGGGCAUCCGAUCCGGCCGAGCAUCUAGUGCUGGACUGUGAGUAUGUCAUCGAACCGCACGAGACCGGGUUCGUGCUGAAGUGGCUGCACAACGAUGUACCGAUUUACCAGUGGAUCCCGCCCCAUCGAAGCCCGUCCAGUUUGAAUCGCAUGCGGGACCACGUCAAUCGUACGUUCACCGUGGGCAACGAGGCAAUGCACAAGCACCGGGCGUUGGCCCUGAUGCACCCGAGCCAGGACUUUGCCGGCAAGUACAGCUGCUCCGUGCAGACGUUCCAAUCGUUCGACAUCAAGUCGGCCGAUCUGUUCAUCAUCGUGCCCGAGUCCGGGUUUGUGCUGAAGAACUAUCGAAACUUGAACGACCUGGUGACGGUCAUCUGCAGCGUGUACGGUAUUUUCCCAGCGCCCGAGCUGUCACUAUGGAUCAACGACUACCGGCUGGAGAACGGAACCAUUAACGAGAUCCCGGUGGCCGAGGGACUGUACGAUAGCUCCGUCAGCGUACAGUUGGUGCUGUACGAGUCACUUCAGCCGGACGAUGUGAUCAAAUGUAUGCUCACCGUUCCCGGAACCGAGUAUCGACGGACGAAGGAGACUGUGUUUGUAGAUGUAAAUAGCAGACCAUUCGGGGAGUCAAACUCCAUCCUGGACCCGUUCGGAACGGUGUCCUAUAGCAGUAGCAGCAGCAGCAGUAGUAGUAGUAGUACUAGUAGUAGUAGUAGUAGUGGUAGUAGUACAGCCAAAGUUCCGGUGACGCCAGUGACCAGCAGUAGCACGACACCGACGCUGACCGAUGCAACGGUUACACCGGAGGCAUCCCCUCCGAGUACAAAAGUGACGGUGAACCAACAGCCAAGCUCGUCCGCCGUCGCCGGUACCGCCAACCCGAAGGAUACCGUCCGGCCACAGAUUCCGUCCGUGAUACGUUUGAGGCCGACGGCCAGCUCCACCCGGGUACUGACCGUGCAGCAGUCGAAUUCGGUUGACUCGGACGAGAUAAUGAAUGUGUUGGACUUCAAGGAGUUGCUUAACGAGAACUUGCUCUACAACAGCGGUGCCGACCGGUUAGAACUCCACCGGUUGCGGUCUGUGGUUUUCGUUUUAAGCAUACCGUUGCUCCUCACUGGCCACCUAAUGGUAAUGCUACGCCGGUGGCAGAUGCAUGGCUCGUAAUCCUGUUCUCCUGUGACCGACCAAACCGGAGCAACCCGGUGGGCGAUGCUCAACAGACUUAUGACGACGGU
Anopheles maculipalpis is the source of this 1514-nucleotide messenger RNA. RefSeq lists its product as uncharacterized. The coding region runs from base 7 to 1443 and encodes 478 amino acids. NCBI's taxonomy places the organism in Eukaryota, Metazoa, Arthropoda, Insecta, Diptera, Culicidae. The transcript has 5 exons. The record is from RefSeq and is a predicted model, not a curated record.